UUGACCUGCUGAGUGGACUAAAGAUGGGGGAGCAAGGUGGUUGGCUGGAGGCUAACAGAGAAGACUGGGCGGCCAUCUUGGAUUCCCAGAACCAGGCCGGUGCAGCCAGGGGCCCGGGGGACAACAUCACCGAACAGGCAAGGACCAGAGGCGACAUAGUGGAGUCUGCAGUCCAUGAGGACCUGCUGAUAUCCGGUGUUGCUGGCGGGCGAGACUGGACCUCUGAGGUGGCUGGUCACAAACCUUGGCUCCGGAUCAGGACCCUGGAUCAGGAGCCGUCGCUUUUCAUUUCCGAGUCAGAAACAGAACCGAACCGUGAGGGACAGAGACUCCACCACAACCAUCACACAGAACACAACCAGUGGACAGGUGGACUAAACAACCUCAGUCCUACUGGUCUUCAGAUAGACAGAGACUCCAGUCAGGGAUCCCGUCUGCAGCCCAGACACUUCUCUUCACAGUCUCAGUGCAGGGAUGAAGCAGAGCCUGGGGCUGAUAGAGAUAGACCCUCCUGUUCCUAUGACACAAAAUCCACAGUAUCCAUGAUGAACAGAGCAGGUCACCCUGGGCUUCAGCCUUCAGAGAGAGUGGUGGGAGACACCUCCGGUGGGAGUCUAACAGGAAGUCUGUCUUCUCCUUCAGGAUUUUGUUUAAUGCCUGGUGAAUGGGUUCAUAGAAGGCCUGGACCUGGGUCUAGCCUUCCUCAGUUACCUCAUGGUUACCCCACCAAUACAGACCGGGUCAGGAUGGGCGUUCACCACAAGAGGUACCUAGCCUAUAACACAGCACACAAUUUAAACAACACCCAAACAAUGGCUAGAGGUCAAGGAGGGAGCUCAAAGACUAACCACCUGAGGGUGGUGGCUCCUGCUUCUACCUCGUCUGGUGUCAUUGGGUUACAACGUGGGAGGCCGAGCAAUAGGACGGACGCCCGACAAGCCGUACAGCUGCCCCACAUGUGGGAAGCGCUCCGCUAG
Coregonus clupeaformis (lake whitefish) is the source of this 977-nucleotide messenger RNA. RefSeq lists its product as uncharacterized. The transcript is spliced from 3 exons. NCBI's taxonomy places the organism in Eukaryota, Metazoa, Chordata, Actinopteri, Salmoniformes, Salmonidae. The coding region runs from base 24 to 977 and encodes 317 amino acids. The record is from RefSeq and is a predicted model, not a curated record.